AUGGAUGCAUGCCAGGUAACGUGGAACGAGUGGCGAGCUAUGCAAGAGCGAAUUGCAGGGGCCCUCGCUGCAACAGCCAGCCAUGCCCACGCCUGGCGGAAACGGCUAACAGAGGUCACGAAAUGCCUUCCACAGGAUGAAGGAGAUGUGACUGGCCGAGCUUCGCUGACGAAACUGGUUGAUGGAUUGGCAAGCAAGGCUUGUCCGAAAAGGCCGCCAGCAGGGGAGCUUGUUCUGGCCGAGGAGCAGGCUCUAGCGCCAUCCACGGAAACGGGAAGUACAGGCGGCGAGCUGAUCUCGCAUCAGCCCGAAGCAAACGUUUUCGCAGUAGCAAGAGGAGUGAGACAGGGACGGGGUGUGGUGAAGAGCAGACAGCACCGGAAAUCACUUCUUUCGUGGCGGAGGGACCUCAGAAACGGGGGCUGUGCCAUGGCGGCCCGGUUCCGCGAGCUGCUACAUCAGCUUGGCCAGGAAUACGAAACACAGACAAGCGAAUUGCGGAAGCUCCGACGUGAAGUACAGAGGUUGGGUGGUGAUGUGGUGGUCGCACCCGAAUCGUCGCCAGCUCCUCCGUUUGUGAUGGAUCCUCCAGGAUCCGUGCCGAUGAGCUCGUGGGACGUUCGCUUUGCUGGUGCCCAGGGUGGACACAGCGCAGAGUUGCAAAGCGUUGGGCUCCGACAUGCCUCACGGAGCCAGAUAGCCUCAGAAAACAAUGAGCUGGGCUUGAACCGCAGCUUCAUGGAUUCGGGACACAAGCAUGACUUCGUCGAAGAGAUCAAGGAGCUCCCAAAGCUGCCGUCGAAAACGUCAAGAGCUCCGCCAAACAAAUUCAGCAAGACCUUCACUCGACAGGUGAGUGCCGGGUCGGAGCCCGUGGAGGGCGGGAAGGAUGACAAGGAGAUGAAGUUCUCCAUCUUGCGGGCCCAGAAAACGAAAAACUACAUCUACUCAAAGCCGUGGUACAUCAUCAAUCCUGAUCGCAAUGCUGCGGCAUCCGCAUGGCAGAUGGUCGUCGGCGUGUGCUUGAUCUUUGUGGCCGUUGUGACGCCCUUCCAAGUGGCUUUGCUGGAUCUCGAAAUAGAUGCGGUUCUCGUGAUGGGCCUUUGCGUGGACUUCGUGUUUCUCAUCGACAUGGUUCUUCAAUUUUUUACUACCUUCCCGAAGUCGACCACUCAUGGCAUCGUCUGGGAAGUGCGCUUGGGGAAGAUCUGGUGGCACUAUUUGAAGUCCUGGUUCGUGCUCGACCUGGUGACCCUCAUCCCCUUCGAUUUGUUCACGCUGGCGGUUCAGUCGGAUCAGUUGGAUGAGCUGCAGAGCCUGAAGGUGUUUCGGACGCUGCGACUUGUGAAGAUCAUGCGCCUGGCCAAGUCCUCUCAGUUCAUGCACAAGAUCGAAGUUCCGCUGUCUAUCCCGUACCAGCAGAUGGCUCUGACACGGUUUUUGCUGAUCCUUGCCUUCGUGUGCCACUGGCUCGCGUGCUUGUGGGCCAUGACUUUGGGCCUGAAUGAGGACAACAUCCCCACCUGGAUCGACGGCAUUGAAGCAGAAGAUCUGGCUUUGGGGAUUCGGACUCGGGACUCUCCUUGGCGAGUGUACCUGAGUUCCUUCUAUUUUUGCAGCUACACCCUCACCUCCGUGGGUUAUGGCGACAUUGGACCAGCCAAUAUUCUUGAACGGUUCGUUUGCUGCGUCGUGAUCUUGUCUGCGGGCUUGGCGUGGGCAUAUGUCAUUGGCGAGGUGGCCGCCAUCGUCCAUGACCUGACAGCCGAGAGCCAUGUCUUCAGGAAGCGCAUGCACCACCUGAACCUUAUGAUGCGAGACCAAGGGCUUCCACACGACUUGUGCUGCCGCCUGCGAAGCUUCUUCCUGCAGAACCGACAUCAAUCCCUGGUGAUGGCUCGCCAAGCUCUCUUGGAGCGGAUGAGCCCGCAGCUACAGUCGGAGGUGUGCAUUGCUACCAACUUCGCAUGGCUUGAAAAGGUGUACUUUUUCAAGAAGUUCAUGACUUUUAUCAGAAAGCAGGAGCGUUUGGGCAUGCAUACCGAACCCUAUCAAUCAUGUGUGGCACACAUCUCGAAAAUGCUUUCCUUUGGAGCCUUCGCGCAGCGAGAAGCCUUCACAAAUGUGCAAGUGCUCUACAUCUUGUCCAAGGGCUUAGUGGCUUUGAACAGCAGGGUCCGAUCCCACGGAGAGGUCUGGGGCGAGGACUUUGUGCUGUGGGAUACGUCUCUCAUACACCCUGUCACCGGCUACACUCUCACAUACGUCGAGGUUCUGUCUUUGUCUCGGGAAGACCUCAUGCACGUGAUUCAUGAAUGCCGCUUCACCAGUCCGGAACUGGGUCAGAUCGUGCGGCGCUACUGCGUGCGAAUCGCAGUCUAUCGUGGCGUUCUCAACGAGGAGCAGCAAGCAGCGAUUGCUGAGUUUAUCGUAGAUGGCUGGCCCGAACGGAGGACGUGGCUUUUUGAUGGCCACAGCUGCAGCGACUGUGCGUUUGAGUACUUGGCAAAUCCAUCAGGCUCCUUCAGCGUCGAGGUGUGGGCGGCCUGCAACGGGACGGUCGGCCAUCAGUGCCUUCUGGCCUCUCGGGACCUGGCCGGCAAGAAGGCAGCGGCUAAGUAG
Molecule: messenger RNA, 2622 nt
Organism: Symbiodinium sp. CCMP2456
Lineage: Eukaryota; Dinophyceae; Suessiales; Symbiodiniaceae
Source: the annotation of a GenBank genome assembly